Galeopterus variegatus (Sunda flying lemur) is the source of this 1176-nucleotide messenger RNA. RefSeq names its product receptor (G protein-coupled) activity modifying protein 3 (gene RAMP3). Gene Ontology annotation, cellular component: cell surface; membrane; signaling receptor complex. The transcript is spliced from 3 exons. NCBI's taxonomy places the organism in Eukaryota, Metazoa, Chordata, Mammalia, Dermoptera, Cynocephalidae. The record is from RefSeq and is a predicted model, not a curated record. The coding region runs from base 1 to 510 and encodes 169 amino acids. Gene Ontology annotation, biological process: calcium ion transport; G protein-coupled receptor signaling pathway; regulation of G protein-coupled receptor signaling pathway. Gene Ontology annotation, molecular function: coreceptor activity.
AUGUGUGUGCACUUGUGCAACGGGGUGCAGUCAGGACCAGCCCCCGAGGGCGUGAGACCUCCUGCCACUGGACACCCUGCUGUGAGACGCAGUGGAAUUCCCACGGCUGUCCCCUCUCCAGGUGGGUGUCCCCGAGCAGGCGGCUGCAACGAAGCACACAUGCUGGAGCUGCUGUCCCAGUGUGGGCAGGCCUUUGCCCACAUGAUGCGCAAGGUGGAUAUGUGGAAGUGGUGCGACCUGUCUCAGUUCAUUGCGUACUACGAGAGUUUCACCAACUGCACCCAGAUGGAGACCAACAUCUCAGGCUGCUACUGGCCCAACCCCCUGGCCCAGGGCUUCAUCAGCGGCGUCCACAGGCAGUUCUUCUCCAACUGCACCGUGGACAGGGUCCACUGGGAGGACCCCCCGGACGAGGUUCUCAUCCCGCUGAUUGUCGUGCCUGUCCUGCUGACAGUUGCCAUGGCUGGCCUGGUUGUGUGGCGCAGCCAGCACACUGACAAGCUGCUGUGAGGGCCCUGCGAGAUGGAGGGGCCAUGCCUGGCAGCUGAAGAAAGUUCCCCUGGGCUGGGAGAGCUGGUGCACACUUGCCCGUGUUUGGCCAGGCUGGGCAUCCUACCCGGUCACAGGCCGACCCUACCCUCCCAGGCCGACCUGGUCCUGGUGGCUAGUCUGCCGCCUGGCUGCAACUCAGGCUGCCCACCCAAGCUCUUCCCUCUUUCUUGGGCCAGUGGAAAAAAUUGUGAUGAGGCCAGAGCUCGUGUGUGGGGCACAGAAGUCAUCAUCUGCUGCACCCCACGCUCCCUCCGGCUGGGGUGUCUGGCCCAGGUUUCUAGGCCAGUUUUCAGUAUACAAUCCCACCCAGCCUCAGCCCUAGCCCAGGCCCCAACCCACCUCCAAUCCUGAGCCAGAUCCCAUCUCUUUCCCUGCUCCUAAUGCCAUCUCCUGUCCUGACCCUGACCCCAUAUUCUGCUCUGACCCUGAUCUCAUCUUCGGCCCUGUCGCUGACCCCACCUUCAGCCCUGGCUCUGGCCCCAUCUCUUGCCCCAGCCCUAGCCUCUGACCCCACUUCCAGCCCUGUUGCUGACCCCACCUCCAGGCCUGGCUCUAACUGCACCUCCUGCCCUAGCCCUGACCCUGACCCAUCUUCUGCCCUAACCCCACGUCCACCCCUGACCC